UCUCUACCCAAACGACAGAUCCGACAUGGAGGAAGCUGCUAUGGCCAGCAGUGCUGAUGUCCCUGAGCCGGAGUCUCUGCGCUCCUGUGUGAGCACAGCUAGCAUGAAGGUCAAGAACAUCAAAAAGCUGUCCUUCCCUAAAGGCCACUUCCCCCGUCUGGCAGAAUGUGCUCAUUUCCACUAUGAGAAUGUGGACUUCGGCUCCGUGCAGUUAUCCCUGGCUGAGGAGCAGUGUGAACCUCCCAAUGUGUCAGCUGACUCUAAGGACCUGGUCUUCCUCGUGCAGAUCUGCUGUCAGGGCCUGAGCUGGCUCCUGAGGCGCUCCUAUGAGGACUUCCGUGUUCUGGACAAGCACCUCCACCUGUGCAUAUAUGACCGACGCUUCUCACAGCUCUCGGAGCUGCCCCGCUACGAGCACCUCAAGGACAAGACUGAGACUCUUCCCCAGAUGUUGACGGCAUACCUCACCCGUCUGUCGGCCAUCGCUGACAACAAGAUCAACUGCGGCCCAGCGCUCACAUGGAUGGAGAUCGACAACAAGGGGAACCACCUGCUGGUGCACGACGAGUCCUCCAUCAACGUGCCCGCCAUCGCCGCCGCACACGUCGUCAAGCGCUACAUCGCCCAGGCCGCCGAUGAGUUGUCCUUUGAGGUUGGGGAUAUUGUGUCUGUGAUUGACAUGCCUCCCAAAGAGGACACUGGCUGGUGGAGAGGGAAGCACGGAUUUCAGGUUGGCUUCUUCCCCUGCGACUGUGUGGAGCUGAUAAGUGAAAAAAUCCCUGCCUCUGUUACCACGGUGAUGACCAAACCAGUCUCUAAGAAGCACGGGAAGUUGAUCACGUUCCUGCGCAGCUUCAUGAAGUCGCGGCCCAGCAAGCAGAAGCUCAAGCAGAGGGGCAUCUUCAGAGAGCGCGUGUUUGGGUGCGACCUCGGGGAGCAUCUACUCAACUCUGCACACGAUGUUCCUCAGGUGAUCCAGAGCUGCACUGAGUUCAUAGAGAAGCACGGGGUGGUGGACGGCAUCUACCGCCUUUCCGGCAUCGCCUCCAAUAUCCAGAAACUCAGGCAUGACUUUGACUCGGAGCAUGUGCCGGACCUGACCAAGGACAUCUACAUUCAGGACAUCCACUCGGUGGGCUCGCUGUGCAAGCUCUACUUCCGGGAGCUGCCCAACCCCCUGCUCACCUACCAGCUCUACGAGAAAUUCUCCGAUGCGGUGUCUGCAGCCACGGACGAGGAGAGGCUGGUGAAGAUCCAUGACGUCAUCCAGCAGCUGCCUCCGCCGCACUACAGGACUCUGGAGUUCCUUAUGAGACACCUGGCCCGCCUGGCCGCGUUCAGCUACAUCACCAACAUGCACAGCAAGAACCUGGCCAUCGUCUGGGCCCCCAACCUGCUCAGGUCGAGGCAGAUUGAGUCGGCAUGUUUCAGUGGUACGUCGGCGUUCAUGGAGGUGCGGAUCCAGUCAGUGGUGGUGGAGUUCAUUCUGAACCACGUGGAGGUCCUCUUCAGCUCCAAACUCAACUCCCUCAUCAGGGAGGGAUCAGGCCACGGCACACUGGCGCGGCCCAAGUCUCUGCUGGUGUGCUCCCCGUCCACCAAGCUGCUGUCUCUGGAGGAGGCCCAAGCCCGCAUCUCCCCCAGCAGCCCCCACGGCCAGUACAUCGAGGUGGGGGAGGGGCCCAGCGCCCUGCAGGGCAAGUUCCACACGGUCAUCGACUUCCCCACCGACAGGAAGAAGGCUUCGGUGAAGUCGAAGAAGUCUCCGGUGGGCGGCUGGAGGAACUUCUUCCAUCUGGGCCGCUCGUCUUCCACGGCCGCCAAGCGCAAGUUGCACCGCCAUCCCAGCGAGCCCAACCAGAUCAAGACCAUGGCACUGCCAGGCGGGCGAGGUGACUCCGGAACCCUCCGCUCUGCUAAGAGCGAAGAGUCUCUCUCCUCUCACAACUUUGAUGCCGGCGACUCGAAGCUGUCGCGUCCGCGGCGGCCGCUGUCCAUCAGCGAGGCGCUGUCCACUUCCUUCAACGAGGAGCUGCUGGAGAGCCACGCCGCGCGCUCUGCCCACGCGCUGCCCGGCCCGGGCACCAAAGCCGCCACGUCCGCCACGUCCUGCGUGCCCGCGCUCAUCUCGCCCCCUCGUCACGGCGACGACCUCCGAACCCUCAACUCCGGCCUGGGCUGUCUGGACUUUGACCCCAUGGCGUUCCAGUGCAGCGGGCCGCCAGCGCCGCUGCCGGCUGACCCCGGAGCGAGACCCGAGGGCAGGAAGCAUGGCAGCAAGCGGGGCAGGAGUCACGGCAACGGGGCGGCCGACGCCCAGGCCAGCCUCUCGCCCUCGGACAACCCCUCGGCCGCGGCGGCGGCGGCAGUGUCGGUCAUCUCGCUGCGCUCACCGACCGGCAGCCCUGCGCCUGCACCGCUCCGACUCGAGGAGGAGCUGAGGGAGGUGGAGGAGGUGGAAGAGGAGGAGGAGGAAGAAGAGGAGGAGGAGGAGGAGGUGGAGGAGGAAGAAGAGGAGGAGGUGGCUCUCAACUUCCCCUCCACCACCUCCUCCGCUGCUGCUGCUGCUGCUGCUGUCGUCGCUGCUGUUGCAGCUGCUGUUCCCGAGGAGGACCCAGCCGCCUGGGCCGAACCGCGGGUCAGAACCGAGUCCCGGUCCGUGGGCCGCACGGCGCCGGUGGCCGUCGCGGACUCGGUGUCUUCCACGCCCCUGACGUCUUCCCCGUCCAUGCGCAGCGAGCCUCUGCCCAGCGAGGCCAGCGCCGGGCCCAACCGCGCCGGGUCCAAACGCAGCGGGUCCUGCAGCGCCGACUGCAGAGCGGCCGCCAUGGAACCCAAACAGAACCGGCCCGACCCAGGCUCCCUGACACUGGACUGCACCCCUGGGCUGGUGAGCACCGACUCCCUGAUCUCCCCUCAGCCCCCGGGGAAGAACGCCGCCCGCAUGCUGGCCCUGGCACUGGCCGAGUCUGCCCAGCAGGUGGCGCUCCACUCCCAGAGAGGAGGAGGAGGAGGAGGAGGAGGAGGAGCGCCCCCACCACAGCCCCAGAGCCCCUCGUCCCCCAGCCCCAAACUGCCCCUCCUGAGCCCCGUCGGGCUCUACUCGCCCCCCCAGGGCAACACAGCCUCGCCCGACCCCAGCGAGCUUCCGCCAACCUCACUCUCACAUUCCCGCUCGGCCGGAGUCAACGUGGUGGACGGUGGCGCUCCGAGAGUGCCGGGCGGUCCGAGCGUGGGUCAGGAGAGGGUACCGAACGUGGCGAAGGGUGCCCGCGUGUGCGGUGCCUGUGGCGGCGAGGAGAGAGAGCCGGGGCCAAGAGGGAUGCCCUCCCCCGCCCCCCGACUGUGCCACUGCGGCAUCCCUACGGCUGCUGCUGCCCAGGAGAGACCCACAGCGGGCAACGCCGCCAGCCUGGCACAGGAGCCGGCCGAGGGCGCACGGGGAGGGUACCCCGGAGGGGAGGAGCCGGAACGGGGCAGCCCCAAACCCCUCCACCCUCCUCAUCAUCACCAACACCACCCCCAGCAACACCACUCGCAACACCACCCGCAGUACCACCCGCAAUACCACCCGCAACACCACCCGCAACACCACCCCCAGCCCAAACCCGUGCCCCCGACACCCCCCCGCCGUACGGCCGAGAGCCGCCUGGCCACCGCUGCCCUCCAGAGCCAGACCCGCGAGGCGGUCAACGCCUCCAACUUCCGCACGGUGCUGGCCGAGGCCUCGGCGCCGGCGUCGGUCAAAGAGGCGUUCCCGCCGCCGCACCCCUCCCUCCUGCGCUCGCCCGGCUCCUCCUACCCGCUGAGCCCCGAGGAGGACCCCUACGGGCACACGCAGACGCACGCGCGCCCCUCGGGACGCCACCGCAGGUGCCCGCCGCCCUUCCCCACCCAGCCCGAGAGCCUGCCGCCGCACCUCGGGGCGGGGCACAAGGUGCACGCCAAGACGACGACGUUGUCGUCGUCGUACGAGGGUCACUACGGGACGCUUGGCCCCCGGUCGCUGCACCAGUCCAUCAAGUACAAGGAGCACUACCGGGACGAGCACCCGUCCACCACGCAUCACUUCCGCCGCUCGGGUCAGUGGUACGCCCCGCUCGAGGGGGCGCUGGUGUACCCCACCAUCCGCCGGGUGCGCUCGCUCCACGCGCCGCCCGAGGACCGGCCCUUCUUCUUCCAGAACAAUCCGUACGCGUCGCGGAAGGCCCACACCGAGAUCCACCAGGUGCAGCCCUACUUCGAGAACGGCAAGGUGCAGUACCGCUACAACCCGUACUCGGACUCGCCCUACGGGGGGGACCUGGACGGGCACAGGGGGCGCCAGUACGGCCACGGGCACGGCCACGCCUACACUCUCCGCCGCGUGCCCGCUCCGGCGCCCGCCCCCGUGCCUCCGGCGCCCCCGUCGAAGAUGACCUGCGCCCCCCGAGGGUGCUACCCCAACCCGCUCAGCCACGUCAUCCCGGAGAAGGACUACGGCUUCCAGAGCCACGAGGGCUGCUACUUCCCCCGGGCGGACGACGCCUCGCUGCCGCCCGUCUGGACCUCGGAGCCCCCCGACCGCCACUUCCACCAGGCCACGCUGCGCAGGGACAGCCGGAGCAAGAGGAAGCCGCACGGCGGCACGACCGGUCAGCAGCAACAACAGCAGCAGCAGCUGCUGCAGCAGCACUACGUGGGGGUCAGUCCGGUGCGCGCCAGGCCCGAGACCAGCCGGCGGGAAAGCCGGCACGUGAGGCACCGCUCGGACUCCGGCAGGGACCUGCUCAUCUCCACGGAGGAGCCCGGCGGCCAUUUUAAAGUCACCAUGGUGUCCCAGAGCUCGCCGGAGCAGCUGUUCUCCGAGGGAGAGCCGUCGUCGUCGUCCCACGCGGAACAACAGCAGCAGCAGCAGCAGCAGCAGCAGCGGCGGAAGACGGAGCUGGGGGCCAGAGAGGCGCUGAUGCUCAAACAGAACAGCGCCCCCUACAGGAACGUGCCGCAGGAGAGCCGGCCUCUGCCCCCGCACCUCUCCCUCCACAAGGAGUACAGCUGCCCCGACUUCAAGCACACCGACAGCGGCGGCGGCGGCGGCGGCGGAGGAGGUGGCGGUCACUCUCGUGAGCCCGAGCGCGCUCUGUACCGGACCCUGAGCAGCCGGUACCCGGAGGAGGAGUUGUUCUACUACAACCCGCGAGCGGGGGCCCGCGGCGGGGUCAGACCGGAGCGCUCGCAGAGCAUCAAAGGGCACCUGCCCUCCGAGCGCGAGCGGGACCGGGACCGCGAGCGCGCCAAGAUGGAGGCCGAGCCCUGGGCCGCCCACUACCACCAGCCCAAGGUGCGCAGCCACAGCUUCGUGGCGUCCCGGUACGACACCAUGGAGGGGUACGUGCCCGUCCCCUCGGCCCAGCCCCGCACCCCCAAACCGGGGCCCUUCCCCAGCCACGGCUGCAUGCCUCCCAGCAGCCACAGACUCUACUCCACCGCCCUGGGCCAGGGGGGGUUUCAGGGGCAGGUGAGGCCAGAGGCAGAGGUCUACGUGGAGUGA
Sardina pilchardus (European sardine) is the source of this 5530-nucleotide messenger RNA. RefSeq names its product Rho GTPase activating protein 32a (gene arhgap32a). The record is from RefSeq and is a predicted model, not a curated record. NCBI's taxonomy places the organism in Eukaryota, Metazoa, Chordata, Actinopteri, Clupeiformes, Clupeidae. Gene Ontology annotation, molecular function: phosphatidylinositol binding; protein binding; GTPase activator activity. Gene Ontology annotation, cellular component: cell cortex; actin cytoskeleton; fibrillar center. Bases 26 to 5530 code for a protein of 1834 amino acids. The transcript is spliced from 20 exons. Gene Ontology annotation, biological process: small GTPase-mediated signal transduction.